AUGGCGGCCGCAGAGGAUACACCUGUCGCACGACGUCUGCGCGGAGUCAAACACAUCAUCAUCGUCUGCUCCGGCAAGGGCGGCGUUGGCAAAUCCUCCGUCUCGACCCAGCUCGCGCUCUCUCUGCGUGCGUCCUCGCCGACGGCUCGCGUAGGUGUUCUUGAUGUCGAUCUUACGGGCCCCUCGAUACCCCGGAUGCUUGGUCUCGACGGACACUCGGUGCACCAGAGCAGCGACGGCUGGGUGCCCGUGUACGCGGACGGCAGCGAGGCACGCUUGGCCUGCAUGAGUGUGGGGUUUCUGUUGAAGAAAAAGGAGGACUCGGUCGUCUGGAGGGGUCCGAAGAAGAACGCUAUGAUCCGCCAGUUCCUAAGCGAUGUGCGGUGGGAGGAGCUGGACUAUCUGGUCAUCGACACACCACCUGGCACGUCCGACGAGCAUCUGUCGCUCGUGGAACAUAUGGCACCGGUUCAUUCGAGACUGUCUGCCGUACUUGUAACGACACCCCAGGCAGUUGCUCUUAUGGAUGCAAUGAAGUGCCUGUCUUUCACGCGUACCACCUCCAUCCCUGUCUUGGGCCUCAUCGAGAACAUGAGCGGAUACGUUUGCCCGUGCUGCGGCGAGAUCAGUAACGUGUUUUCGACUGGCGGUGGCGAAGAAAUGGCGAGACGGGAAGGCCUGCGGUUCCUGGGGAGCCUCCCCGUGGAUACCGAGCUCGUAUCGCUUUUGGACGCUACAGAGCCUGAGAGUCUGGGGUCGGUUGAGAGGCUCGCAGAUGGUGGCAGCGUGCGCUCGUUUCAGCUGCUAGAGCGUUAUCAAAAUACAUCCACUGCACCGCUGUUCCAAGCCAUCGUGGACAAGGUGGUACAGGCACUGUCGGGUGAUGACAGCCAUAUGAAUGCCGCUAUCUGA
This is a messenger RNA of Fibroporia radiculosa, 912 nucleotides long. RefSeq lists its product as uncharacterized. NCBI's taxonomy places the organism in Eukaryota, Fungi, Basidiomycota, Agaricomycetes, Polyporales, Fibroporiaceae. Gene Ontology annotation, cellular component: cytosol. Gene Ontology annotation, molecular function: 4 iron, 4 sulfur cluster binding; ATP binding; ATP-dependent FeS chaperone activity. The record is from RefSeq and is a predicted model, not a curated record. The coding region runs from base 1 to 912 and encodes 303 amino acids. Gene Ontology annotation, biological process: iron-sulfur cluster assembly. The transcript has 2 exons.